Messenger RNA from Penicillium bovifimosum, 1191 nucleotides. RefSeq lists its product as uncharacterized. Lineage: Eukaryota; Fungi; Ascomycota; Eurotiomycetes; Eurotiales; Aspergillaceae. The record is from RefSeq and is a predicted model, not a curated record. The transcript is spliced from 6 exons. Bases 1 to 1191 code for a protein of 396 amino acids.
AUGAAGGACCAUCAGGCCUUCCCAAGUGUCUUCGUGGACAUUGAUGAUGGAGCUAGCCCAGACGCAGCUAGCUCGAGCUCUUCCACCUUUGCGCCGGAACACUGGGACUUAAAUGCAUCGAUAAACCUUCACCGUCUUGCUCUCACUUACAUGUCUGAAUGGCAUUCAUUCACGUCAGACGCAUUCCAAGUUUUUCGAGAAGCUGAAAUCAUCCACGAAGUCCCAUUACAUGAUGAGACUGAGCUAUACACGGUCGGAAAUGAACUUGGUGUAUUCGGCAGGUUCGUUCGAAAUCUUUGCGAUCCGGUCAUGAGGGCUCUUGAACCGUCACUGGGUACGACUGCAAUCCGAUUCGCCGAUUUCCAAGCAAUAUCCUCAUAUUCAUUACAGGACAGUGUUCCGGAUGUCUGUCUUGGGCUUAUUGCGGCUGACCCCACACCCGAUAAUGUUCAUUUGGUUGCGGAGUUGAAAACGCCAUGGACCAUCCCCGAUGCUUAUCUUCAUCUCAACCGACCUACAUCUCAUCACCUGGAGUCACUCAUAGGACAGCUUGUCGCCCAAAUGCGCAUCUGUUCCCUUCGCUUUGGAGUCUUAUCCACCUACAGCUCCACAGUGUUUGUCAAACGAGUAGCGGAUACUUCUUUUCUCCUUUCAUCGCCCAUCAAGCACGACGCUCUAGAGCCUUCCCUUCGCCAAUUAUUUGCUGGAUUUUGCUUGAUGGCCGUCUCAGCGUCAAAAUACGACGAAGACCCGUCAUUCCAGCCAAGCAACCUACGAGAUCCCCCUCCUACCCGCGUCUCCGGUCGUCUACUCAGCAAUCCCAACCACCCGACCCCACCGUCGACGAACGGAUUAGACUCUGUCACAUCGAACAGUGUUUUUGUAACCACUGACAGCGGCCGCACCAUAGUCAUCAAUUGCGUUCGCCAGUUAUCAGACCCGACAGUCAAUUCCAAGGCAAUCUGGCUCGCCACAUUGAAUGAAGAACUAGUGAUCUUGAAGUGUUGGCAGCUCAAAUACGAUGAAUUGUUCGACGCAGAAGCGGAGGUCUAUCACCGGAUCUGGAGCCGGCCGUCGGCUGAUAAUACUCAUGUCUUCGCUGAGUGUGCUCAAGAAGUCGAGGCCCACUCAGUCAUCCCAACAUACUACGAAAUGGAGCCUAUUUUUGGCUCCAAUCUCCUUCUGGGAUGA